GGCGGCGGCGGCGGCGAUGCCGGGGCCCGGGGCGCGGGCGGACGAGGAGGAGCGGGAGGGCGCGGCGGGGGCGCGGGAGCCGGCGCGGCUGUGCGGGUACCUGCAGAAGCUGUCGGGCAAGGGCCCGCUGCGCGGCUACCGCAGCCGCUGGUUCGUGUUCGACGCGCGCCGCUGCUACCUCUACUACUUCAAGAGCCCGCAGGACGCGCUGCCGCUCGGCCACCUCGACAUCGCGGACGCCUGCUUCAGCUACCAGGGCCCCGACGAGGCGGCCGAGCCCGGCGCCGAGCCGUCCGCGCACUUCCAGGUGCACAGCGCGGGCGCCGUCACGGUGCUCAAGGCCCCUAACCGUCAGCUCAUGACCUACUGGCUGCAGGAGCUCCAACAGAAGCGGUGGGAGUACUGCAGCGGUCUGGACAUGGUGAAGGGGGACAGCAGGACCUCCCCGACCCCCGGGGAUUUCUCUAAAGGUCUCGUAGCCAGAGAUAACCCAGAUGUCAUCUGCACACCUCCGGAUGCUUCUGCAGAGAAAGCCAGAAACGUCCUCGCUGUGGAAGCCACCCCCGGAGAGCUGGUAGGAGAAGCAGCAGCUCACCAGCCGGCCCCCGGGCACCCAAAUUCCAUUAAUUUCUCUUUCAAACAGUGGGGCACUGAGCUCAAAAACUCCAUGUCGUCUCUCCGUCCUGGCAGAGCCCAUGGUGACAGUCGGAAGAGUGUGUUUUAUACCAACGAAGAGUGGGAGCUCUUAGACCCGAACCCCAAGGACCUAGAGGAGUCCAUGGCACAGGAAGAGAGGAAGAAGCCGGCCCCGGAAGGAAACAGAGGAGUCGCUGGCUCAGGAUUUCCCUUUGAUUUUGGACGUAUUCCCUACAAAGGAAAGCGCCCUUUGAAAGACAUGAUCGGAUCAUCCAGGAACCGGCACAUCAGCGGCGAGCCGUCGGCAGACGGGUCGCAGGGCGCAGCCGGAGUCAGGCCACCAGCUGGGGUGCAGCUGCAGGUCCAGAGCCAGCAGGAGGAGCUGGAGCGGCUGCGGAAGGACCUGUCCAGCCAGAAGGAGCUCGUGCGGCUGCUGCAGCAGACGGUCCGGUCCUCCCAGUAUGACAAGUACUUCGCCAGCAGCCGGCUCUCUGAGGGGGUCCCAAAGGACGCGCUUGAUCUUCUGCACCGCAAGGACGACCAGAUCCUGGGCCUCAGCAGCCAGCUGGAGCGGCUGUCCCUGGAGCGGGAGAGUCUGCAGCAGGAGGCCCGCACGCUCAAGGGCAAGGUGGGCGAGCUCAGCGAGCAGCUGGGCAUGCUGCUGGAGACCAUCCAGGCCAAAGACGAGGUCAUCAUGAAGCUCUCGCGGCGGCUCAGCGAGGGUGCAGAUGGCCCGGCCCCCGCCACGGGGGCGCCCGGCUCCCCGGCCCCCGCCAGCAGGGAGCAGCUAGAGCUGGACAGGCUGAGAGAUAACCUACAGGGGUACAAAACCCAGAACAAGUUCCUCAACAAGGAAAUCCUGGAGCUCUCGGCGCUGCGGAGAAAUGCGGAGAGGAGGGAGCGGGAUCUGAUGGCCAAGUAUUCCAGCCUGGAAGCCAAGCUGUGUCAGAUGGAGAGCAAGUACCUGAUCCUGCUGCAGGAGGUCAAGACGCCCGUGUGCUCCGAGGAGCCGGGCCCGGCGCGUGGUGUCAUCGCACAGCUGCUGGAGGACGCCCUGCAGGCCGACAGCCCGGAGCAGCCCGGGCAGGCGCUCGUGAAGCCUCGUCUCGUCAGUGAGUACGACAUCUACGGGUUUAGGACCGUCCCAGAGGACGACGAGGAGGAGAAGCUGGUGGCCAAGGUCCGAGCGCUGGACCUGAAGACCUUGCACCUCACGGAGAACCAGGAGGUGUCCACCGGGGUCAAGUGGGAGAACUACUUUGCAAGCACGAUGAACAGGGAGAUGGCGUGCUCCCCAGAGCUGAAGAACCUGAUCCGGGCCGGCAUCCCACAUGAGCACCGUUCCAAGGUGUGGAAGUGGUGUGUGGACCUGCACGCAAGGAAGUUCAAGGACAGCACUGAGCCCGGGUACUUCCAGACGCUGCUGCAGAAGGCGCUGGAGAAACAGAACCCGGCCUCCAAGCAGAUCGAGCUGGACUUGCUGCGGACCCUGCCCAACAACAAGCACUACUCCGGCCCCACAUCGGAGGGCAUCCAGAAGCUGCGCAACGUGCUGCUCGCCUUCUCCUGGAGGAACCCCGAUAUCGGCUACUGCCAGGGUCUGAACAGGUUGGUGGCAGUGGCCCUUCUGUAUCUGGAGCAGGAAGACGCUUUCUGGUGUCUCGUCACCAUAGUGGAGGUGUUCAUGCCGCGAGACUAUUACACGAAGACACUGCUGGGGUCCCAGGUGGACCAGCGCGUGUUCCGGGACCUCAUGAGCGAGAAGCUGCCGCGGGUGCACGCGCACCUAGAGCAACACGGCGUCGACUACACCCUCAUCACGUUCAACUGGUUCCUGGUGGUGUUCGUGGACAGCGUCGUCAGCGACGUCCUCUUCAAGAUCUGGGACUCCUUCCUUUACGAGGGCCCGAAGGUCAUUUUCCGGUUUGCGCUGGCGCUUUUCAAGUACAAGGAGGAGGAGAUCCUGAAGCUGCAGGACCCGAUGUCCAUGUUCAAAUACCUGCGCUAUUUCACGCGCACCAUCCUGGACGCCCGGAAGCUGAUCAGUAUCUCCUUUGGGGACCUGAACCCGUUCCCCCUGCGCCAGAUCCGGAACCGGCGCUCCUACCACUUGGAGAAGGUGCGGCUCGAGCUCACGGAGCUGGAGGCCAUCCGCGAGGACUUCCUGCGAGAGCGGGACGCCAGCCCCGACAAGGGCGAACUGGUCAGUGACGAGGAGGACACCUGAGCGCUCCCCACCCCAGGACGCUGCUCUUGCCUUCACAACCAAAGUGUGCCAAAGAUCCCCGGCAGGGAUCUCUGCUCGUUGGGAAGCCCGAAGGCGGUGCCCGUGGCCUCCGGAAGUCUGCUGGGCGGACGUCCGCGGCCACGCUGCUCUUUCUUACUCGCAGGCGCGUCUGUUCUGCGUCCAGCCUUCCCGUGCGGGGCGGGCACUGCCCGGUGUGCCCCGGGGGAGCCGCUGGCCGCUUUCCAGAGCCUGUUGACAGCACCGUCUGGGCUUUGUGCAUGGCUCGCACCCUGGGAACCUGCUGUGGGCCGUCUCCCGGAUUGCCCCCGUGCGCGGACCUGCUGCGCUGCACGUCGCCCCCCCACCCCACCCCACCCCACCCCAGGCUGGAGCGCAGCUGCUUCGGGGACCGUGAGGUGAGCGGCACAAGCGCAUCCACGUUCAGAAGCAGCCUGUGGAAACCGGCCACCUUCCGUGCAGGGCGAGCGGCCUGCGGUGCCCCGUGGCCCUCCGAAUGCCCCACGCUCCCCUGGCCCCGUCAGCCGCCGGCGGGUGGCUGGACUAUCCCAGCCCGCGUUCUGUGCAGCUCGUCUCCGGGAGGUUCUAGGGGAGACCUCCUGUCUGCAGAGUGACGUGGGGUCAUUGGGACGACCGCCCGCUCUGCACAGCAGGCCCACUGCUGGGGCGUGCCCUGCCGGAGGGGACACAGGAAGCUUCUGGGGAUGCCCUACAGGGCAGCGUGUGGCGGGGGGGUGACACUGUCCGCCGGUGCUGGGGAUCUCCACCCGCUGGGCCAGGGCCAUCGCUUGGGGCACAGCUUGGGGGAGCGGUCCCCCUGCCGUGCUGCCCAGAGGCACGCGCGUCCUUGCAGGCAGCCUCGCCCCUCCCCAGGGCCUGUGUGGUCCUGGCUUCAGGGUCCCCGCUGCCUUCAGCAGGUCAGGCUGCCCACACCAUUCUGCAGACUGGGGGCACCAUCUUUCUGAGGCUCCGCAAAGAGGCUUUACCCAGGAAGGCAGUUCUUGCUUUAUCAGUCGGCGGACCAUUCCUGAUCCUGCUACACCGGCGCCCCAGGGCAGUGGACGGGGUGGCUGCUGGAGGUUGACUCGGGCCAUGGCCUCACUGCCAUCUGCAGACUGUGCCCGCUGCAGCCCCGGGGCAGCUGACCGGCGGGGCCACAGCAGCGAGGAGGCCCCACACGGUUGGGCUCUGGUUUCCAAGCGGACUUCCCUGACAGGCCUUAUCCUGGGGGAAGAUGCUGCCUUUCAGACUGGGCUGCUUGUGUCUCUUCUGCCCCAGAAGGGCCCCUCUUCGAAGCACCGGAGGUGGGCACAGGUGCCUGUGUGCAGCUGGAGCUGUGGUUUCGGGCACGGCCAGCAGGGCAGUGCUAGUGUCGCUGGGGAGCUGUCCAUGCCGGGCGGUGGCCGUGAGAGCAGUGCUGUCGUGUGGGGAGCAGAUGGGGGACACUUUGCCGGGGCCACCCCAUCCCUGGGUGUCCGGCGGGGUGGGGGGCGCUCGGCCUGGCCCGGACGGGGGGCAGGGUGGAGAGCGGCAGGCCGUGUGCCCACGUCUCCACUGCCCACAGCGCAGGGCAGCUGCUGGCCUGCACGGGGACUGCUUGGGUGUUUCACAGGCUGAACAUCUGUUUAUACUUUUGUAUAUUUUUCACUACAGUUUAUAUUUUUAUAACUAUUUUUAUCAAGGUUUUUCUAGAUUACGUACACCUAUUUUAUGUAACGUGUUCUCCUUUGUGAAUAGCUCCGCGUGCGCGUGUGUGUGUGUGAGAGAGAGAGGAACAGAGCAGCCAGGGUUGCGCCCCCCGUGGCCGGCACGACCCCUCGCUGCUGUGUGGCAGUUUCUCCUGGUAGCGCAUCCCUGCGCGGCCUGGCCUCCCACAGCCCCCAGGGCUGGACCGAGUCGCUUUCCUGCCCAUCGUGUCCAACUAGGAAGUAUUCUAGGCAAAUCGCCAGCGCAGUGUUCGUGCUCAUGCACAGACCCCCCUCCCUGGCUUUGUGCGGGGCCGUCUUCCGGCACGUGCCCGGGGCAGCUGGGCCCGCCUGGGGCAGCCCCGACGGGGGAAGAGGGGAGGCUGGCGGCUGCUUCAGGGGCUGCGUGGGAGGCAGGGGUAGGUGACCUCCCUCCGUGUCACUGCGGCUUCUCUGAGUUAAACUUUGGAACAGUCGGACUAAAAAGCCAAAUAAACUACUAAUUUGUAUAA
Molecule: messenger RNA, 5078 nt
Organism: Mustela lutreola (European mink)
Lineage: Eukaryota; Metazoa; Chordata; Mammalia; Carnivora; Mustelidae
Gene: TBC1D2B
Product: TBC1 domain family member 2B
Exons: 13
Coding region: 17-2863 (948 amino acids)
Source: RefSeq, a predicted model, not a curated record